UUGCCUUCGAGCUACUACACGGUGAUCAAAGAUGCUUGCUUCCUAUAUAAGAGAAGCUCAUUUUUGUCUAGAAUAUGCAAAAGUCUCUUCUCCUAAAACGUCUAUCAGCCACCACUCCUAGAACCUGAUCCAUCUUCCUUGUUGGUUUUUUUUUUUUUUUUUUUGCAGUUUCUUCUUUCCUUCCUUUUGUUCGCUGCUUGCCUUUGUUUUCUCUUUCGGUCGUUUUCAAUGGCAUCAAGCUCUAAAACAGCCUCUCCGUCAUCAUCAGCUCGUCAGUGGAAGUAUGAUGUGUUUUUGAGUUUUAGGGGUCCUGACACUCGCAAGAGUAUCACAUCCGAAAUAUAUGAUCGACCGCAAAACAGGAGAGGAAUUAAAACAUUCCUGGAUGAUCAAGAUCUCGAGGUAGGGGAUGCUAUUUCUCCCAGUCUCCUAACAGCAAUUGAAGAAUCAAGUGGUAGUGCUGCUAUUGAUAUGGAGUGUCCUUCAUUGCAACACUUGUAUGUGGAAGACUGCCCUCAUGUUCCGGCCUCUGCUUAUGACUUCGGGAGCAAUAACCAAGUCAUACUGAAUGAUCCUCUGCAUUACGCAUCUCAGCAAGCCACGAAAUUUUGCACACCCCUAUCAGCAUGGGAUACUCUCAAGUCACGUCUCAAGGUCAGGGAAAAGAUCUUAACAUCGAUGGAGCCUGAAAUGAUGCAGAGGGCGGUUGAAUUCACGGGGAAGAUGUCUCAAAUCAUACAGACGAAGCCCGAAUUUUUAAAGAAGUUUUUACCUAGUUCGUUAGCGAAGCCUGAAUUGUUGGAGAUGAUGCCUAGACUAAUGGAGUUGCUGAAUGGAAUUUUGAUAGAGAAGAAUCCUGAAUCGAUGGAGAAUCUUAUAGCAUUGGCGAAUAUCACUCUUGAUCUUAUGAAUCAUAUACCUGCUGAGAUUAGUGAGAUGAUGGAUCUGAUGACUAAAUUGAUGGAGGAUACGAACUUUAUCAAGUCCUUGCCUGGAAUCGUGGAGAACAUCCCUGGAAUCAUGAACUUGCCUCGAAUCAUAGAGGACUUUCCUCGAUUGUUUGAGAUUUUGCCAAUGACUGGAUCGGUGGAGAAUAUGCCUGGAAUCAUGGAGGACUUUGCUCAAUUGAUUGAGAAUUCACCUCAGAUGGUUGAAUCAUUGAAGGACUUUGCUCAAUCGGUUGAGAAUUUUCUGAAUUUGCCUCAAAUGAUUGAAUGCAUAGUGUACUUGAGAACUCUCGACCCAACAGUACUUCGGCUGAACAAUAAUGUUAAAAUCAAACAUGGACUUGUCACACGUUAA
Rosa chinensis is the source of this 1302-nucleotide messenger RNA. RefSeq lists its product as uncharacterized. The record is from RefSeq and is a predicted model, not a curated record. Bases 229 to 1302 code for a protein of 357 amino acids. NCBI's taxonomy places the organism in Eukaryota, Viridiplantae, Streptophyta, Magnoliopsida, Rosales, Rosaceae. The transcript has 3 exons. Gene Ontology annotation, biological process: signal transduction.